Messenger RNA from Sorghum bicolor (sorghum), 2101 nucleotides. Its product is annotated as putative polyol transporter 1. Gene Ontology annotation, cellular component: membrane. The transcript has 2 exons. The coding region runs from base 194 to 1786 and encodes 530 amino acids. Gene Ontology annotation, biological process: transmembrane transport. The record is from RefSeq and is a predicted model, not a curated record. NCBI's taxonomy places the organism in Eukaryota, Viridiplantae, Streptophyta, Magnoliopsida, Poales, Poaceae. Gene Ontology annotation, molecular function: carbohydrate transmembrane transporter activity.
AAAUUUUUCCGAAACUAAACAAGGCCAUAGUAGCUAAGAUAGGCAAGGAGCGUAGCAUUCUUUUAAACGAAGACCGCCAUAAGUAUUAAGUAGUGUGUGAGAAGAGACAGUGCCACCGGAGACACAGCAAGUGGUGCCGAUCGAGAGCCACAUCCCGCUCUCGACCCGUGCACGCGUCUCUUCCGCCUUCGCCAUGUCCAAGCAGCACGACGCCGCCGCCGACGGCGGCAUCCCUGCCGCCGAGGCGCCGGCAAAGCGUCCGCCUCUUAACAAGUACGCCCUCGCCUGCGCCGUCCUCGCCUCCAUGAACUCCAUCCUCCUCGGCUACGAUGUGUCGGUGGUGAGCGGAGCGCAGCUAUUCAUGAAGCAGGACCUCAAGAUCACGGACACGGAGAUCGAGAUCCUCGCCGGCAUCAUCAACAUCUUCUCGCUCGUCGGCUCGCUCGCGGCGGGCCGGACGUCCGACUGGAUCGGCCGGCGGUACACCAUGGUGCUGGCGGCGGCCAUCUUCUUCGCGGGCGCGCUCAUCAUGGGCCUCGCCCCGAGCUACGGGAUCCUCAUGCUGGGCCGCUUCGUGGCGGGCGUCGGCGUCGGGUACGCGCUCAUGAUCGCGCCCGUGUACACGGCCGAGGUGGCGCCCACGUCGGCGCGCGGCCUGCUCACGUCCUUCCCGGAGGUGUUCAUCAACACGGGGGUGCUCCUCGGCUACGUCUCCAACUACGCCUUCCACGGCCUCCCCGUGCACCUCAGCUGGCGCGUCAUGUUCCUCGUCGGCGCCGUCCCGCCGCUCUUCCUCGCCCUGGGUGUCCUCGCCAUGCCGGAGUCGCCGCGGUGGCUCGUCAUGCAGGGCCGCAUCGGCGACGCGCGUCGUGUGCUGGCCAAGACCUCCGAUUCCCCCGCCGAGGCCGAGGAGCGGCUCGCCGACAUCAAGAAGGCCAUCGGCAUCCCGGACGGCGUCGGUGACAGCGACGACGACGACGAAGUGGUGGUCGUGGACCGCAGGAACAAGAAGGGCAGCCAUGGCGAAGGGGUGUGGAGGGACCUCCUCAUCCGCCCGACGCCGCCCGUCCGCCGCAUACUGAUCGCCUGCCUCGGCCUCCAGUUCUUCCAGCAGGCCUCCGGCAUCGACUCCGUGGUGCUGUACAGCCCGCGGGUGUUCGAGAAGGCCGGGCUCACGUCGAACAGCAACUCCCUGGGCGCCACCAUGGCGGUGGGCGCGUCCAAGACGCUCUUCAUCCUGGUGGCCACGUUCUUCCUCGACCGCGUCGGGCGGAGGCCGCUGCUGCUCACGAGCGCGGGCGGGAUGGUGGUGUCGCUGGUGACGCUGGCGUCGGCGCUGCACGCCAUCGACCGGCUCCCCGAGGGCCACGCGACGCCGCUGGCGGGCGUGAGCAUCGCGGCGGUGCUCACGUUCGUGGCGUCCUUCUCCGUCGGCAUGGGCCCCAUCGCGUGGGUGUACAGCUCGGAGAUCUUCCCGCUGCGGCUCCGCGCGCAGGGCUGCGCGCUCGGCACGGCGAUGAACCGGAUCAUGAGCGGCGCCAUCACCAUGUCCUUCAUCUCGCUCUACAAGGCCAUCACCUUGGCCGGGAGCUUCUACUUGUAUGCAGGUAUCGCUGCUGCCGGGUGGCUGUUCAUGUUCUUCUUCCUGCCGGAGACGAGGGGCAGGAGCCUGGAGGACACCGAGAAGCUCUUCGGCGGUGGGGACGACGGCGAGGACAACAAGGAAGAUGGACACGAUGUGCACAAGAAGUCCACUGAGUUGAGUAGCAAGCAAACAGUGACCUGAUCUGCACGUGCUAGUACGUACGCUAGUCAAUAACACGAACGGAUGUGGUCGGAUUUUUCAAUUCGCAGCGGAACGCGCGGCAAAGCUGCGCGAACUGAACCCGUGUUCAACAUGACAUGUCCUUUGUAGAAAUCAUGGUCACAGCUCAAGGGGAGUAGCGUAAAUACUAGGCAAGGUUAUGUUUCGCACUAGGGUGGGUCUCCUCCUCUUUGGCAAAUGCUUUGUUUGUUGCUAAGUGUGGGUUGGCCCACUUGCAGUUUAGCGAAUGAUUUGUUGUCAUGUGCUUUCGUAGUGGAUUAUUUGCCGUUACUGUGA